CCUCCAGCCAUUGUUGGAGAGGAAAACCUCUCCAAACAGAACUUUUAGAAGCAGUGGAAGAAGAAGCAAAUCUACAGAGAACCAAUGGGGAGGUUCUCAAGGAUUCCGCUCUUCCUUCUUCCUGUUUUGCUUUUCUCCAUGUUGCAGAGACCCACGUUAGCAAUAAAAAAGUCUUAUGUGGUAUACUUGGGAUCACAUUCACAUGGUCCAGAAAUCACACAAAGUCAUAUUGACCUAGCCGCACAAUCUCAUUACGAGUUUCUCUCAGAUUUUGUUGGAGGCCCCGAGGCUGCCGAAGAAUCGAUUUUAUACUGCUACACGAAACAUAUCAAUGGUUUUGCAGCUACCCUUGAAGAAGAGAAAGCAGCUGAGAUCGCAAAGCAUCCCAAGGUCAUAUCAGUUUUUCCAAACAAAGGAGUGAAAUUACAUACAACCCGGUCGUGGGAUUUUCUUGGACUAGGGAAAAAUGGUGCAGCUCUACCUGGGUCGCUAUGGGAGAAGGCCAGAUAUGGGGAAGACAUAAUUAUUGGAAACCUUGACACUGGUGUCUGGCCAGAAUCAAAGAGCUUUAGUGACAAUGGGUAUGGACCCAUUCCAUUAAAAUGGAAAGGAGGUUGUACGGACACUAGCCCUAACGGAGUUCGUUGCAAUAGGAAGCUGAUUGGCGGCAAGGCCUUCAACUUAGGAUACCUAGCAGCCGUUGGCAAAACCUACAACACCACACGAGACGAGCGAGGACAUGGAACCCACACCCUAUCGACCACGGGCGGAAACUUCGUCCAAAAUGCCAAUAUCUAUGGAAUCGGCAAUGGCACGGCCUCGGGAGGAUCACCAAGGGCGCGCGUAGCCUCAUACAAGGUGUGCGGAGAGCCCAUCGGAGAUAAUUCAUGCUUCGACGCUGACAUCCUUGCCGCUUUUGAUGCCGCCAUUCACGACGGUGUCGACAUUAUCUCCGUGUCCCUGGGAGGUGACACUACCAACUACUUUAAUGAUAGCACGGCCAUCGGUUCUUUCCACGCCGUCAAGAACGGUAUCGUUGUGGUAAUCUCGGCCGGAAACGAUGGUCCGGCAGAUGGCACAGUCACCAACGUGGCCCCCUGGCUGUUGACCGUGGCCGCCAGCACCUUGGACCGCCGGUUCCAGGCCAAUGUGAAGCUUGGCAACAAUCAGCAGUUGAAAGGGCAGAGCCUCUCCACGGUUUCCCUGCCCUCGGUCGGCAAGAUGUACCCUCUGGUGAUUGGUGUCAUCGCUAAAGCGAAGAACGCUUCAUACCGCAACGCCAGUUACUGCAAGCCUGGGUCGCUGGACCCGGAGCUGGUAAAGGGGAAGAUAGUUGUGUGCAAGAUGGGUGGUGCGGACAAGGCUGCGGUCGACGCAGGGGCUGUGGGGAUUAUAUGGGUUCACGAGGAUGACUCUGUGGAGCCCGAAUCUCACAAGAUCCCUGCUUCACAUUUAUCAAGUACAAACGGUCUUGCGUUGUACAAGUACAUCAACUCGACGAAAGCACCCACGGCAUACAUAUCACCGGUCAAGACGAAGCUUGGUGCGAAGCCGGCACCUUUGAUGGCCUCAUUCUCCUCUCGGGGACCCAACAACUUGACCCUCGAGAUUCUCAAGCCCGACAUCACUGCACCAGGGGUGCAUGUCAUGGCUGCCAUUCACCAAGCUGACGACGAAGCCAUCACAUAUAACUUAAUGUCAGGCACGUCUAUGUCUUGCCCUCACGUCGCUGGUGUUAGUGGCCUCCUCAAGAAACUCUACCCACAUUGGAGCCCCGCCGCCCUCAAAUCUGCCAUCAUGACCACCGCAAGUACGAGGGAUAAUAGAAGGAAGCCGAUACUGAAUUCGACAAAAAAGAGAGCAAACCCAUUCAACUAUGGAGCUGGACAAGUUCAACCCAACAGUGCCAUGGAUCCUGGCUUGGUCUAUGACCUAACAACCAUCGACUACAAGAACUUCUUAUGUGCCAUUGGCUACAAUCAAAUUUUAAUAAGCCUCUUUUCCGAGACGAAACUACCUUACACAUGUCCCAAUCCCGCCAUUAGUCUCUUGGACUUCAACUAUCCUUCCAUCACAGUACCCAAUCUCUCCGGCUCCACCACUGUGACGAGGAAACUGAAGAAUGUUGGGUCUCCAGGUACAUACAAGGCCCAGAUUCGACCUCCCUUAGGCAUUUCUAUUACGGUGGAACCAGCUAUCCUGACAUUCAAUUCGGUUGGACAAGAAAAGACGUUCAAACUAACCAUGAAGACUAAGCAACCUGGUUUUGCUAAAGACUACGUCUUUGGCGAGCUUAAAUGGUCUGAUGGGAUUCACAAGGUCAAGAGUCCGAUUGUGGUUAAGGCAGCUGCAACAUAGAGUUUCCUACUUUCUUUACUCUACCUGCUUGGAUGAUAUGAGAUGAGAUGAGAGAGAUGAAAUGGUCUAUCCAUCCAGUAAUAUAGUAGGAAGGAAAUCAUCAUCCGUUUUCAGUCUCAAAGUGACAAAGACUGCCUAUGAUCAACUUUCCUACCAAUAUCUCCACUCUUAGAAGAAAUCAAAGGCUUGAAAAUAUAGAACCACAUUUUCUUACA
Messenger RNA from Macadamia integrifolia, 2573 nucleotides. RefSeq names its product subtilisin-like protease SBT5.4. Gene Ontology annotation, molecular function: serine-type endopeptidase activity. The record is from RefSeq and is a predicted model, not a curated record. The transcript is spliced from 7 exons. Gene Ontology annotation, biological process: proteolysis. Lineage: Eukaryota; Viridiplantae; Streptophyta; Magnoliopsida; Proteales; Proteaceae. The coding region runs from base 85 to 2358 and encodes 757 amino acids.